AUGGCAGAAGACGCCUGUCCCGUCGACCACAAAACCCGCGACGCCUGGCUCGCCCACGCCCGCGCCGCCGAAGCCUCCAAGCAAUCCCAACCCCAAUCUCCCGCCCAAAGCGAAGCAUCCAAAUGCCCCGUCGAUCACUCCGCCGCCAAGAAGCCUUCCUCCUCAUGGACCCAGACAAUCUCCUCCUACAUCUGGUCCUCUCCCUCCCCCACCGCAGAUAACCUCCCCGCAAACCACCCCGCGAUACCUUCAACAACCUCACCAUCAAACCUCGAAACCUCCCGCGUAACGUCCACUAUUCCUCGCUCCUUUACAAACUCCGAUGAAUACGCUUCGGGAAAUUGGGUCUAUCCCUCGGAGAAGAUGUUCUUUGAAGCGAUGAAGCGCAAGGGCUACGAUGCGCGAGAAGUGGACAUGAAGACUGUCGUGCCUAUCCACAAUGCCGUCAAUGAGCGCGCGUGGCAGCAUAUUAAAGAGUGGGAAGCUCCCUACUUGACCGACUCAAAAUGCGACGGUCCAAGACUCUCCUCCUUCGCCAACAAAAGCACCCGCAUGACCCCAACCGCCCGCAUCAACACCAUCCUCGGCUACACCGCGCCCUUUGACCGGCACGACUGGGUCAUCGACCGCUGCGGCGUCCGCGUCGACUAUGUCAUCGACUUUUACGCUGGAAGACCUGGCGGCACGGCUGGAGCGCCGAGCUUCUAUCUCGAUGUCAGGCCGAAGCUGAAUACCUUGGAGGGAGUCAAGAUGCGGGUCAUGAGGUGGACAGGGUUGGCUUGA
Molecule: messenger RNA, 783 nt
Organism: Trichoderma breve
Lineage: Eukaryota; Fungi; Ascomycota; Sordariomycetes; Hypocreales; Hypocreaceae
Product: cytochrome c/c1 heme lyase domain-containing protein
Exons: 3
Coding region: 1-783 (260 amino acids)
Biological process (GO): cytochrome c-heme linkage
Cellular component (GO): mitochondrion
Molecular function (GO): holocytochrome-c synthase activity
Source: RefSeq, a predicted model, not a curated record